Molecule: messenger RNA, 4473 nt
Organism: Oncorhynchus keta (chum salmon)
Lineage: Eukaryota; Metazoa; Chordata; Actinopteri; Salmoniformes; Salmonidae
Product: protein-L-isoaspartate O-methyltransferase domain-containing protein 2-like
Exons: 7
Coding region: 241-1377 (378 amino acids)
Biological process (GO): protein modification process
Cellular component (GO): cytoplasm
Molecular function (GO): protein-L-isoaspartate (D-aspartate) O-methyltransferase activity
Source: RefSeq, a predicted model, not a curated record
CUCUCCACUGGGGAACUGACUGAUCGGAGUUUGGUGUUUGUGUGACGUCACUGUCAGCUGGUCAAUGUUUACGUCCAGAAUUGUGGCGACAUCUAUUGAAUGUUUAUGGGGGAAAACGAGAAGGUAUCAACAUAUUUUUUCGAAAUACAGUUGACACUAUAAAGCAGUGUCAAUUAUAUCGUCACAUCCAUAAGAGCGCUUCGUUGACGAAAUCAACAGAGACAAAGCGAGUCUGUGAGGAUGGGAGGAGCUGUGAGUGCGGGGGAGGAUAACGAUGAGUUGAUUGACAACCUGAAGGAGGCUCAGUACAUCCGCUCGGACUUGGUGGAGCAGGCCUUUAGGGCCAUCGACAGGGCCGACUACUAUCUGGAAGAGUUCAGAGACAGUGCCUACAAGGACCUGGCCUGGAGGCACGGCAACAUCCACCUCUCAGCACCCUGCAUCUACUCCGAGGUGAUGGAGGCCUUGGAUCUCCAGCCUGGCCUGUCCUUCCUCAAUCUGGGCAGUGGUACGGGCUACCUCAGCACUAUGGUGGGACUCAUACUGGGUCCAUUUGGAGUGAACCAUGGGGUGGAGCUGCACCAAGAUGUCAUUGAGUAUGCAUACCAGAAACUGGAGUUUUUCAUCAAGACCAGCGACAGCUUCGACAGGUUUGAGUUCUGUGAGCCCUGCUUCGUGAUGGGGAACUGUCUGGAGAUAGCCCCAGAGAGUGGUCCGUAUGACCGGGUGUAUUGUGGAGCUGGGGUGCAGCGGGAGCAGGAAGACUACAUGAAGAACCUGCUCAAAGUGGAGGGAAUCCUAGUGCUGCCAUUGGAGGAGAAGUUGACCAAGAUCACUCGAACAGGCUACAACAGCUGGGAGACCAAAAACAUCAUUGCCGUGUCCUUUGCCCCACUGGUGUUGCCCAAACACAGAGAUAACAGUAAACCCAAAGCAGUGCCUUUACCGACCAUGUUUGAGGUGCGGACUCUGCAGGACUUGGCUCGCAUCUUUAUCCGUCUGACGUUAAAGAAGACAGUGGUGGGGCCAGGGCCCUUGCCCAGGGGGUUGGCCCACAACGGGGAGCGACUCCAGCAGGCCCAACACUGUGGCUCCACCCUGCUCUCCAACCGCUACGUAUUCAUGAGCCGCCUCAUCCCCGGGCCGAUGGACGACGACAACAACCGCUCAGACGCAGAAGAGGAGGAAGAAGAAGGGAACUGCAGGAUUCGAGGAGAGCCUGAGGAAGAGGAGGAUCAGGAGGAAGAGGGGGAGGAGAGUAGGGAGGGCGGUGCCCUUCUACAUGAGGCUCCAGUGAACCUGCUCAGAGAAAGGAUCCUGAGCCUGCCGCUCCCUGAGCCUCUGAAGAUGUACAUGCUCCACUACAGAGAGAAGUAGGGAGGUACAGGAGACAAGAACCUGUGCUCCCAUUUUCUAACUUGUUCCCAUCCCUAUGCUCUUGAUUCCCCUUUCUGGAUACAAAAGUAAUUAAUGUGUAAGAAAUAGGCUGAUCACUCCACAGGAAUGGCUAAAAUGAGUUCCCAUCCGAAUUCAAAAUGUAAGCCCUAGAAACUUCAUGUUGAAGUGAAUAACUAGAAGAAUUGGAUAAGUAGAAGCAAUAUGGUAAUAGCUCCAUCUCCCCCUUCCCCGAUAGCCCAGGUACGCCUAUCUAAUCUACAGAGGUGCCUGAGGGGUAGAGGUCGAGGUUGGAAAAACAAGGAUUUAGAGAUUGAGAGCAUCCUUAGGGUCACCCCUACCCCUAGAAGCCCUCACCACCACCACCAGCCCCCUAGGACUAUUCCAACAACCCCUCUGAACACUAGAAAACUAGUCUCAUCCCACUCAAUGCCCCACCCAUGAACUUUAUCUCCCCUCUUUUGGGGUAUCUUGUCUUGUGCCUGACACUGGUACCCAGUCUCAAAGACCUUUCCUCCCUCUUUGAAUUUUGUAAAUGUGAUUUUUCUGAGAAUGAUGAUUUUGACUGUGACUGAACAAUUCAGGGGAGCUUUUGAGAUCAACUUACAAGAACUGAAAGCCCCAAAUGGUGUGGAAACAUUUGCUCAUUCUGUGUUCACAUCUGUAAGAUCUUCUCUGCAUUGAAUAUACUUGUUGAGAGCAGGAGUGACAAAUAAAAGUAAUUUAACUGAAGAGACCAUUUCUGUUAAGGCAAAUGUCAAGAGGGCUACAGGCAUGAAAAAAGUAUAUUAACACAUUUUUACACGGUAUAGCAAAGAAAUCACCACAUUGUCAAACAGCAUUACCCGAAAUUCACUCUCGUUUUGUGAAUUUCUUCAAUAUCAAAUAAUGGGAGACUGCAAAUGCCUUUGGACCGUAGAACACCUUUGGAUUAGGGGUAGAAAGUGAGUGUGGGAAAGCAAUUUACUAUUAGGUUCUCAAAGCAGAUCUGUAAUUAAAGUGGUAAAUAAUGUACAGUGGGGUCCAAAGAUAUUUGGACAGUGAUACAUUAUUUUGCCUCUGUACUCCAGCACUUUGUAUUUAAAAUUUUACAUAUAUAUAUACACACAAAAGUAUGUGGACGAGAGGACCCGCCGAGUACUGAAACACGUAGCGUGUAGAAAUCUUCUCCCCGGUUACAACACUCACUACGGAGUUCCAAACUGCCUCAGGAAACAACGUCAGCACAAUAACUGUUCGUCGGGAGCUUCACGAAAUAGGUUUCCAUGGCUGAGCAGCCGCACACAAGCCUAAGCUAACCAUGUGCAAUCAAGCGUCGGCAGGAGUGGUGUGAAGCUCGCGCCAUUGGACUCUGGAGCAGUGGAACGCGUUCUCUGAAGUGAUGAAUCACACUUCACCAUCUGGCAGUCCAACUGACAAAUCUGGGUUGGAAAAUGCCAGGAGAACGCUAGCUGCCCCAAUGCAUAGUGCCAACUGUAAAGUUUGGUGGAGGAGGAAUAAUAGUCCUCGGCUGUUUUUCAUGGUUCGGGCUACCCUUAAUUAAGUUCCAGUGAAGGGAAAUCUUAACGCUAGAGCAUACAAUUACAUUCUAGAUGAUUCUGUGAUUCCAACUUUGUGGCAACAGUUUGGGGAAGGCCCUUUCCUGUUCCAGAAUGAUAAUGCCCUCGUGCACAAAGUGAGAUCCAUACAGAAUUGGUUUGUCGAGAUCGAUGUGGCAGAGCCCUGACAACCCCAAUGAACACCUUUGGGAUACAUUGAAACGCCGACUGCGAGCCAGCCUUAAUCACCCAACCUCAUGUUUUUAAUGGCUGAAUGGAAGCAAGUCCCCGCAGCAACGUUCCAACAUCUAGUAGAAAUCCUUCCCAGAAGAGUGGAGGCUGUUAUAGCAGCAAAAGGGGGAUCAACUCCACAUUAAUGCCCAUGCUUUUGGAUGAGAUGUUCGACAAGCAGGUGUCCACAUGCUUUUGGUUAGGUAGUGUACAUUGAGGUUAAGGUGCUGGGCUGUUGGCUUUCAUUUGAAAGUAUUGUCAUCCAUAUCGGGUGAACGGUUGAAAUUAAAAUACUUUUUGUACAUAGUCCCCACCCAUUUUAGAGAACCAAAAGUAUUAGGACUUGUGUAUUAAACAGUCAAAAGUGUAGUAUUUGGUCCCAUAUUCCUAGCACACAAUGAUUACAUCAAGCUGUGACUCUACACACUUGUUGGCUGCAUUUGCAGUGUUUUGGUUGUUUCAGUUUAUUUUGUGCCCAAUAGAAAUUAAUGGUAAAUAAUGUAUUGUCAUUUGAGUCACUUAGAGUAAAGAAUAUAAUAUUUUUCUGAACCCUUCUACAUUGUGGAUGCUACCAUUGAUUACAGAUAAUCCUGAAUGAGUCGUGAAUAAUGAGUGAGAAAGUUAGUGGCACAGAACACAACCCCAAGACAUGCUGACCUCUCGCUAUUUCUAAUAACAGGAGAGGUUGGCAUUUUUUGUGGGCUUACAAUAUUUAUGCCUCAUUCAUGGGCACAAAAUGUGAAACCAAAAAAAAUGCAAAUGCAUCCAGAAAGUUCAGUCACAAGCCUGAUAUCAUUGCGUGGAAUAUGGGACUAAACAUUUGACUACUUUAAUGAGUGAAUUUUCCAUGUCUGGUCCCAUAAAAUGGGGGGGCACAGGGAAACGGAAGUACAAAAAGUCCUGUUAAUUCCAAACGGUUCACCCGGCAUGGAUGAAAUUACCCUCAAAUUAAAGCUGGCAGUCUGCACUUGAACCUCAGUCAUUGUAUAAUUUUAGUACAGAGCCAAAACAACAUGUCACUGUCCAAAUACAUUUGGACCUCACUGUGUGUAUCCACCUGUGAAGGAAUUUAAGCACUUAUUUGUCUACCAGUGUGAUGGACUGUGUGUUAUGCUCCGAUGCUGUUGAGGUAUAUAUAAAAAAAAAAAUGAAAUGUUUUGUCUGAUGUUCUCAGUGCCAAACUUAUCCAGCACUUGACGGGUCCAAAUGUGUCUUGCUGUUCAGUUCUACAUGUCAAAUUGUUAAUCGAAUAAACAUGUGUAUUUAGAAUAAAUAUCUACGUGUGACAAAAGUUGUAAGUUGAACUAUA